AUGCUGAUGCCAAUGCUGCUGUUGAGUUCCGUAAAAGCGAACGAUGCAAUUCGCAGUAAGUCGUUACCGCCGUACAUGGACCAAUUACUGAAUGCUGGAAGAAGUGUUUACGACAAACAUUCUCCACCAGUUCAAGAUUCAAAUGAACCAACCAAAGUACGACUAGCAAUGUACAUUGAAGGCAUGUCAUCGUUCAGGACACAGACCAUGGAUUUUCAAUUGGACGUCUACUUCCAGCAAUUCUGGAGAGAUCCGAGACUGGCUCAUAACGAGAGCGGACGUGUACUCAUCCGCGACAAAGACAUGCUGGGUAAAAUGUGGCAUCCAGACGUCUACUUUGCCAAUGCUAGGAUAGCAGAGUUUCAUGAGGUAACGCAACCAAACUUUCUUCUAUGGAUAGAACCGGAUGGCUCAAUCCUUUACGAUACUCGCAUAUCUAUGGUAGUAGUGUGCACUCUAAAUCUCGAAAAAUGGCCUUUGGACUCACAGCGGUGUCAUCUGCGGAUUUUGAGCUACGCCUACACUACCGAUCAGCUGCAAAUCGAAUGGAUUGGGGAAACACCCAUAACCAGAAAUAUGCAGAUCGCUAUGUCCGACAUGCACAUUGUUGAUCUUUACCCGGGUUGGUGUGAUGGGAAUUAUUCCACAGGGACAUGGAGCUGCGUAACCGCCGAAUUCUUUGUGAAGAGGGAGGUCACCCAUCAUGUUAUGCAGUCAUAUGUACCCACCACUUUGAUCGUUGUCAUUUCUUGGUUCUCUUUCUGGUUGGAUGUAGAAGCUGUUCCGGCAAGAGUUUCACUUGCUAUCACUACACUUUUAACGCUCUCGACACAAGCCAGUGCCGCUAGAAUGGCGCUACCAGAGGUGUCAUAUAUGAAAGCAAUCGACGUCUGGAUGGGAGCCUGUAUGAUGUUUGUGUUCGGUGUAAUGAUCGAAUUCACCAUUGUCAAUUACGUCCAGCGUCAAGCAUCUACCACAGAUGCUAAAACGAAGAAUGUUCGAGAAAGUUUGACUAUGCGUGCGCAACGAAUUCUGCAAAGAUGUUGUGGAAAAGAAGAUCGAACCAUGGACGAGGAAGACCUAUUGGACCACAUCCUAUGCAAUGGAAAUGCAUACGAUCCAUUGCCAGGAGAGACUGUGCUUGCUGCGCAUGACAAUAGCGAUUUCAACUGCUCUCCCAAUCCAGCCAGAAAGGUUGUAAAUAAUGACAGCGACAUACUGUCGUCAGACUCAAUUAAUGAGGUUUGGAAGAAGAGAAUCUUUGACAAAGCGGAGAGGUUAGCUAAUUGGACCGAUGACGAUCGAAGAGGAUCAAUUCGAAGGCGGUCGUCGCUUCUGUUGUCCAAAAUAAGCAAUGAUACUAUAGUAUCAAAUGCCGAGAAAAAUAGUUUACGAAAGAAGGCUCAAGAGAAAUGGAAAUCAACGAUUAAGCAGGUGCAAAAAUCUAAGAAAGAUGCUCAGCGAAUGAGAGCCAAAGUGAUUGAUCAAACGAGUCGAUGGCUGUUUCCACUCAGUUUUCUUAUAUUCAAUGCUAUCUAUUGGUCUUACUAUCUCUAUUUCAAGACAUGA
This is a messenger RNA of Cylicocyclus nassatus, 1569 nucleotides long. The record is from the annotation of a GenBank genome assembly. Lineage: Eukaryota; Metazoa; Nematoda; Chromadorea; Rhabditida; Strongylidae.